GCUAUUACUCCAGAGCAAAUGCUCAGUGCCCCACGUCGCUCAGAAGCUGUGCCCAAUCCUACUGGCGAAUGGGCUAUCUUUUCCGCAAGCUCUUAUUCUUUCGAGAAGAAGGAAUCAUCUUCCAAUUGGAACUUGCUUAACCUGAAGAAUGGAACCAUCGGGUCUCUGGACGUGUUCACCGAGGACGUUUCUGAGGUUGUGUGGAUUCCCGGAAGUACCACCGAAGUGAUCUAUAUCAACGGUACCAACGAGGAGGCUGCGGGUGGAGUAACGCUAUGGCUUGGUGAUCUCUUUGAGCUUUUAAGCUUUAAACUGGUAGCUUCUUUGCCUGGCCCAUUUUCCGGGUUGAAAGUUUCCAAGACAGCCUCGGGCGAUCUUAAAUUCCUAGUAAAUGCCUUGGCUUACCCGAAUGGCACCGUGUACAAUGCCGAAACAGCCUCAAAACCAAGGAGUACCGGUAGAUUAUAUUCAGACACCUUCGUUCGUCAUUGGGACUUUUGGUUGACGGCUGAGCGUUAUACACUUUUCUCGGGGACUCUUCAGUCAAAAGGAAACUAUGCACUAUCCCAAGCCGGGGUGCAAAACCUUCUUAUCAACCUCAACUACACUGUCACGCGACCUGAGACCCCCGUCCAGCCUUUUGGAGAUGACGGUGAUUACGAUCUAAGCCCGGACGGCAAGUGGGUGGCCUUCCUUUCGAAAGCUCCCGAGCUUGCAAAGGCAAACUACACUGCGAGCUAUAUAUAUCUAGUUCCUUUCGAUAGCCCUGAGGUCGCCCCAAUUGCGAUAAAUGGGCCGGAUACCGCAGCCCAGGGAAUCGGCGCACUUGGCGCUUCUGGUGGGCCGAGAUUCUCACCCGACAGCUCAAAGAUUGCAUUUUGGCAACAGGAUGGUAUUAGCUACGAGUCGGAUAAGAGCAAGGUCUAUGUUACUGCCGUCAAGAACUCUCCGUCCUACGGCGGAGAGUGGUCCGCCAUCGCCGGGGAUUGGGACCGGUCCGUUGACUCCCUUGCAUGGAAUCCAGAUGGGAAAUCACUGUUCGUUUCUGCGUCCGACCUUGGGGAGGAAAAGCUAUUCACUCUUCCCAUUACCGCACCGCCCAACUACGAGCCUCGUAAAUUCACUGCCGCGGGCACGAACGUGGCAUGGUUUCACAUCUUGUCCGAUUCCAGCGCUCUGGUCUCUGGAAAUAGCAUUUGGUCGUCCAGAGACUUCUACAUCAAGUCUGCGAACGCCACGAAGUUAUUGUUCUCUGCUACCACUACAGAUCCCGAGCUUGAGGGCUUGAGCUCUGACGAUGUGGAGCAGUUCUACUUCACUGGCGCUUUAGGAAUACCGAUCCAGAGCUGGAUAAUCAAGCCCAAGGGUUUCCAAGCGAAUGGCACUUAUCCUCUAGCAUUCAUCGUCCAUGGAGGACCUCAGGGUGGCCAUUACAACUCGUGGAGUACACGCUGGAACUUCAAGGUGUUCGCCGAUCAAGGAUACGUGGUAAUAGCUCCCAACCCCACAGGCAGUUCAGGAUGGGGACAGUUCCUCCAAGACUCCAUCCAGAAUCAGUGGGGCGGUCAUCCCUACGACGAUCUCGUCAAGUGCUGGGAUUACAUAGAAGCAAACCUAACAUACAUCGACACCGACCGCGCCGUCGAACUCGGGGCAAGCUACGGUGGGUACAUGACAAACUGGAUCCAAGGCCACGAUCUCGGAAGGAAGUUCAAAGCCCUAGUCGCCCACGACGGUCUAGCAAGCACGCUCGGUGCUUACGCUACAGAAGAGCUUUGGUUUACUCAACACGAGUAUAAUGGCACGCUUUGGGAUAAUCGCGAAAACUAUGAGAUAUGGGAUCCAGCUGCCCAUAUCAAGAACUUUAGCACGCCGCAGUUCAUCAUCCACAGCGCGGAAGACUACAGACUGCCCGAGUCAGAAGGAAUUGCUAUGUUUAAUUAUCUUCAGUCGAGGGGAGUACCGUCUAGGUUUCUUAGCUUCCCGGACGAAGACCAUUGGGUCUUGAAGCCGGAGAACUCGCUACAGUGGCAUAAGAAUGUGUUGGGGUGGAUUAAUCACUACUCUGGUAUUGGUGGACCUCUUAGUGAUAAUGCCAUUGGUGGUUGAUCGGCUGCGGGAAGGCGAUACGGAACCAGAUUCGCUCUACGGUCGUGUGGAUGCUAUUGGUUGCCAGGCCGCUAGAUUUCUUGCGAAGUAUACGUGGUUGGGAUCAUAAAUCAAAAGUAGAAGAUUA
Mytilinidion resinicola is the source of this 2236-nucleotide messenger RNA. RefSeq lists its product as uncharacterized. The record is from RefSeq and is a predicted model, not a curated record. Gene Ontology annotation, molecular function: serine-type endopeptidase activity. Gene Ontology annotation, biological process: proteolysis. Bases 19 to 2109 code for a protein of 696 amino acids. The transcript has 9 exons. Lineage: Eukaryota; Fungi; Ascomycota; Dothideomycetes; Mytilinidiales; Mytilinidiaceae.